Messenger RNA from Melozone crissalis (California towhee), 2373 nucleotides. RefSeq names its product NOC2 like nucleolar associated transcriptional repressor (gene NOC2L). Gene Ontology annotation, cellular component: nucleolus; Noc2p-Noc3p complex; Noc1p-Noc2p complex. The record is from RefSeq and is a predicted model, not a curated record. The transcript has 19 exons. Gene Ontology annotation, molecular function: histone binding; transcription corepressor activity. Lineage: Eukaryota; Metazoa; Chordata; Aves; Passeriformes; Passerellidae. Gene Ontology annotation, biological process: ribosomal large subunit biogenesis; negative regulation of transcription by RNA polymerase II. Bases 17 to 2368 code for a protein of 783 amino acids.
GCGUGGCGGAGGCAGCAUGGCGGCCCCCGGGAGGAGAAAACUGGAGGAGCUGAGCCUGGACGAGUUCCUCGCUGCCGGCUCGGACUCGGAGCAUGACGGCGGCUGGGAGGAUGAGGAGGAGGAGGAGGAAGGCGGCCGGGCCCUUAAUGGGACUGCGAGGCAGAGGCGGCCGAGCGGGAAGGCGGCCCAGGGGCUGCAGGCACGGCCGGGCAGCAGGAAGAAGGGAAAGGCGUCAGAGCACAAGGAUCAGCUCUCCAGGCUGAAGGACAGAGACCCCGAGUUUUACAAGUUCCUGCAGGAGAACGACCGCAAGCUGCUGGACUUUGAUGCCUCGGACAGCUCAGAGGAGGAGGAGGCUCUGCACAGACCCCCUGACACCCUGGAGGAAGCCAGUGACGAGGAUGAAGAUGAUGAGGACGAAGAGCAAGAAAAAGUCAAAAGGAAGAAAGUUUCCCUCAUCCAUGUGAGCUUGAAGAUGGUGGAGGAGUGGAAGAAAGCUGCCCAGAGGAAUCUCACCCCAAAGCUCUUCCAUGAGAUCACCCAGGCCUACAAGGCAGCCGUGGCCACCACCAAAGGGGACAGUGGCGGUGACCCCAGCAAGUUCCAGGUGACUGACACUGCAGUGUUCAACGCCCUGGUGUCCUUCUGUAUCCGGGACCUGUUCCACCUCCUGCACAAGCUGCUGCUCCCCAAAGCCCCCAAGAACAAGCUCAAAAUGGUUCUCCCUUCCACCAGCCCCCUGUGGGGAAAGCUCCGACUGGACAUCAAAGUUUACCUUGGCUGUACCAUACAGCUGCUGUCCUGCCUGACAGAGGCCUCAGUGGGUGCAGCAGUCCUGCAGCACGUGAGCUCCACAGUCCCAUACUACCUGUCCUUCCCCAAGCAGUGCCGGGCCCUGCUCAAGCAAACCAUCACUCUGUGGAGCACAGGGGAGGAGACAGUCAGGGUCCUGGCCUUCCUGGUGCUGAACAAGAUCUGCAGGCACAAGAAGGAGGUUUACCUCAGCCCCCUGCUCAAGCAAAUGUACAUUGCCUUUGUGAAGAACUCCAGGUUCACCUCUCCCAACGUGCUGCCCAUGAUCAACUUCAUGCAGAGGACCCUGACGGAGAUGCUGGCCCUGGACAGCGCCGCGUCCUACCAGCACAGCUUCAUCUACAUCCGCCAGCUGGCCAUCCACCUGCGCAGCGCCAUGACCCUCAGGAGGAAGGAGAACUUCCAGUCAGUCUACAACUGGCAGUACAUCCACUGCCUGUACUUCUGGUGUCGAGUUCUCAGCACCAUCCACCCCAGUGAGGUCAUGGAGCCCCUCAUCUACCCCUUGACACAGGUCAUCAUUGGCUGCAUCAAGCUGGUGCCAACGUCUCGGUUCUACCCCCUGCGCAUGCACUGCAUCCGUGCCCUCACGCUGCUGUCGCAGAGCACCAGGACCUUCAUCCCCGUGCUGCCCUUCAUCCUGGAGGUUUUCCAGCAAGUGGAUUUCAACAAGAAGCCAGGACGGAUGAGUUCCAAGCCCAUCAACUUUGCUGUGAUCCUGAAGCUCUCCAAUGCCAACCUGCAGGAAAAGGCCUUCAGGGAUGGGCUCAUUGACCAGCUCUAUGACCUGCUGCUGGAGUAUCUGCAUGGCCAAGCCCACAGCAUUGGCUUCCCCGAGCUGGUUCUGCCCACUGUCAUCCAGCUGAAAUCCUUCCUGAAGGAGUGCAAGGUGGCCAACUACUGCAGGCCCAUGAGGCAGCUGCUGGAGAAGCUGCAGGAGAACUCAGCCCACAUCUGCAGCAGGAGGCAGAGAGUGACCUUUGGGGUGGCCAGCACCGCUGCUGUGGAGCAGUGGGAGAAGCAGCUGAAGGAGGAGGGCACGCCCCUGAGCAGGUACUACACGCAGUGGAAGAAGCUGAGGGAGAAGGAGAUCCAGCUGGAGAUCAGUGGCAAGGAAAGGCUCGAAGACUUGAACUUCCCAGAAAUCAAACGCAGGAGGCCGGAUGAGAGGAAGGAGGAGGAUAAGAAGGAAUUCAAGGAUCUCUUUGAGCUGGACAGUGACUCUGAGGAGGAGAAUGGUGGAUUCUCUGUGAAAGGGAAGGGCACGGCCUCGGAUGACAGCUCGGAAGCCAGCAGCAAGGAGUUUGGGGAGGAGGAUGAUGAUGAAGAAGGAAAUUACGAGGUGGAGGAGGACGAGGAGGAAGAGCUGGAAGAGGACAGCGAGGCAGAGGAGGAAGGCAGGGCAGGAGCCCAGCGUGCCCAGGGUGCCCAGGAUGCCCAGCGUGCCCAGCAGAGGCAGAGCUGCCCCCGGGGCCUGUCCCGCUCGGACCUGCAGCAGCUGGCACAGGGAGGGGAGGACCUGGUGCAGGACCUGGAGUUUUCUGACGAGGACUGAGCAGC